Marchantia polymorpha subsp. ruderalis is the source of this 1085-nucleotide messenger RNA. The record is from the annotation of a GenBank genome assembly. NCBI's taxonomy places the organism in Eukaryota, Viridiplantae, Streptophyta, Marchantiopsida, Marchantiales, Marchantiaceae.
CGGUGAGCUGACUGUUUACGCAUUCUGUCAAAGGGGCGGCUGCGGAGUAUGUGCCGAUCGUAAGUUUCUGCACGAGGGCUGAUGGGAAGACUGAUUGCGGGUGCUUGAUAACUUGUGAACUGUUCUACUUGCCUGCGAGGUGGGAUCGUGUGAUGGUGAUGCGAUCAAAAGAUUCUCCAACGUGACAUACGAAGACGCAGGGUAUGAGGAAUGGGUUUAAAGUAUCUCAUGCAAGGUCACUGUGACUGUCACACUGCAGCAAUUGCUCCCUUGCAUGAAUUCCAUCGUGAACCCAUUGUAAGCAUUUACAAGCUACUUGUCAGCCUGGAGCUUGGAACAAUGUGUCAUGCACCCGAACCUGAAAUAAAGAGUCCACAGUCCAAAAUUCAUGAACAUGAUUCCUUGAUCCAGAUCGCAGGACAGCACACGCCAAAAGGGGCGACGCCACAGCCUGGAACUGUGGCAAAACCCCAAUCCGUAUGCCUGCCAUCCACUGUAUUGCGGCGUAAUAGUGCUGCAGUGUAACUAUGAACGAACCUUUUAUCGUGCAGAACACGACCACAAGUCGGUUGCAGAGAUGCACAUGAAGGAAGUGAAGAUUCCAAGUUCUCAGUUCUCAUCAUGACCGAGAUGAAGAGAUCUCUCUCUAUCUCUCUUGCAUCGGUUGAAAAUUCCAUUUGUGAAAUUGGGGGAUCGUCCAUCACUCUAAUGCUCCUGCUCGACAUCUGGUGAAAAUUGGAAGUGACUUGCUUGCUACCUGUGUGAAGCACGUGACCUCCAGCCAGCAUAAUCUUCAAUGACAAUCUCGAGUUUUGCCCUUAAGUUUGCAACCACGACUUCUUCGGAUAUGGUACGUGAGAGUGCGCGAGCUCUUAAUCUAGAAUCUCGCGAGCUGAAGAUCCUGCAGUACUGCUCGUCUGCACUUCGAUCAGAGUGUAUUCUGAGGACAACCAUCAAACUUGCCGAGCAGACAAACCCAUGUGAUGCAAAGCUGCCGUCUAAACUCUAGAGGGUCCCUGAUCUUCCUCUGUAGCAUGGUAUUUCGAUUUGUUUAUGUAUCACAACAGUUAAGACAUCAAAAGGGG